Molecule: messenger RNA, 765 nt
Organism: Lentinula edodes (shiitake mushroom)
Lineage: Eukaryota; Fungi; Basidiomycota; Agaricomycetes; Agaricales; Omphalotaceae
Exons: 6
Coding region: 1-765 (254 amino acids)
Source: RefSeq, a predicted model, not a curated record
AUGUCUGAUCCUCCUUAUGGAAAAGAUAUGUGCAACUACUGUAUGAAAGUGUUUGGACGGGAUAAUCUGCGCACCUGUGCUCAGUGCCGGUUCGUCAGAUAUUGCUCAAGAGGAUGUCAACGCGCCGCUUGGUCUGCCCAUAAAAAAUCUUGCAAGACUACAAAAGACCUCCGCGAGGUCACGGAAAGUGACAGAGACAUACACAUCGCUAACGAAAAACUUUCGAAAUGGAUGAAUACAUGGAGAAUGUCCUUGACCAGCUGGUCUCUAUGGGCUCUAUCACCAAAUGCGUCGGAAAAAGAUAAACUUGCCACACACUGCUUUGUACUCCAUCUGGAUCACCGCCCAGAUGCACCCUCACCAGCUCAAUUAUUUAGACUUCGGGAGGUGUCCGUCUUAAGCCGUUCCCGUGUACAUGACCUCUUCAUAGAGCACGAUGUUUCACAACACCACAUCGAUGAUUUUCUCACUGACCUCAGAGGCGAAAACACAGUACAGAUUAUAGUUUUUGCAGAUGAUCUCAAACUUAUGCGCCUAUUCUAUUUCUCAAUACGAGAUAUUGUUAAACGUCAGGCAAAAGAAUUAGAUGACAUUGAUAGAAUGAUAAUGGAUGGUGUUCCCCGUGCUUUCCAAGCUUCAGUGGAAGCAGGUAACAGUUAUCCAAAAAUGACAGUUACCGGUCACAAACAAUAUCUUCCCUUCAUCGCAUACUCGAUGGCUCGAGCCAAAGCAGAGGCCAGUCCUGAUGCACAGGACGACUCUUGA